AAGAGUGCAGUCACGUGCUUCUCUUCCCCCAGUGCGCCUGAACUCUGGUACCUCGCGCUAUCAGAGCAAGCCAAGCUGCCGCGGUGAACACACCCGCUCCUGCCCAGUCGGAAGAGGAGCCUGUGUUUGUUUGUGUCUCCGGUAAAGUUGCUUCCCGGUCUGGGUGUGUUCAGCGCGUGACGGGAGUGGAACUGCCUCUUUGCUCCCGCAAACCCAGAAGCAGCAGGAAAACAGGAAGGGGUAUCGGGAAAAACGUCUUCACGCAUCUGGAAUACCGGGACUAGGGGAGUUUGGUCGCAUGACCAGGCGGGAGUGAAACUCGCGGAUGGACUCUUCUCUCGCACCACCUUUCUGGUUCUUGCUGCCCGCCUUGCGGUCAUGACUGAUGGCGAGGAGAGAUACUCGCGAGCGAAUCCGGUGGGGCUUGAGGAGGGGGAGGGGGCGCGGGUGCCGAUCCCGGGAGAGGAGGAGGGCGCCGGAGAGCUCCCGUACCCGACCCUGGCUCCCGUGGUCCUGUUCCGUCUGACCCAGACCUCCCGCCCGCGCUGCUGGUGUCUGCUGGCCGUCUGCCAUCCCUGGUUUGAGCGAGUGAGCAUGCUGGUCAUCCUGCUGAACUGUGUGACUCUGGGGAUGUUCCAGCCCUGCGACGACACACACUGCCUCUCCACCCGCUGCACUCUGCUCCAGGCACUGGACGAUGGUAUCUUUAUGUUCUUCGCGGUGGAGAUGGUUGUCAAGAUGCUGGCUCUGGGGGUGAUGGGGCAGAAGGGUUACCUUGGCGACACAUGGAACCGGCUGGACUUCUUCAUCGUCAUGGUGGGGAUGCUGGAGUAUUCUCUUGAUGGACACAACGUCAGCCUAUCAGCUAUCAGGACCGUCCGGGUGCUCCGCCCACUACGAGCCAUCAACAGAGUUCCCAGCAUGCGUAUCCUGGUGACCCUGUUGCUGGACACUCUGCCCAUGCUGGGGAACGUGCUGCUGCUCUGCUUCUUCAUUUUUUUCAUCUUCGGCAUCGUGGGCGUGCAGCUGUGGGCGGGGCUUCUGAGGAACCGCUGUUUCAUGGGGGAGGACAUCCGUGUGAUGUAUAAUCUGUCCUUCCUGAACUCAUACUACCGUCCAGAGGAGUCGGAAGACCUCCCCUUCAUCUGCUCCACCAAUCGGGAGAACGGAAUGCUUCGCUGUACCGACGUUCCUCGCCGCCGUGUGGACGGGGCCUCCUGCUGGCUGCCUGGUGACUCCACCUUCCUUAGGGAGGAAGGGGAGGGUUCUGGGCUGGCAGAGCCAAUAGGAGGCUGUGUAAACUGGUUCCAGUUCUAUAACGUGUGUCGCCCUGGAAACCUGAAUCCUCACAAAGGAGCCAUCAACUUUGACAACAUUGGAUACGCUUGGAUCGCCAUCUUUCAGGUUAUCACUCUGGAGGGCUGGGUGGACAUCAUGUAUUAUGUGAUGGACGCUCACUCCUUCUACAACUUCAUCUACUUCAUCUUUCUGAUCAUCGUAGGCUCCUUCUUCAUGAUCAACCUGUGCCUGGUUGUCAUAGCGACCCAGUUCUCAGAGACGAAGCAGCGAGAGAGUGCGCUGAUGCGUUCGGAGCGCAGCGCUCGGAGGUACCGCUCUGACGCGUCCACGCUGGCCAGCGAGCGGGAGCCAGGGUCCUGCUACGAGGAGACGCUCCGCUACCUGGCUCACCUGCUGCGCCGCACCUUGCGCCACCUGGCCCGCCUGCUCACACUUGUCCCCUGCGGCUGUCAUGGAAACACACUCACCAGUUCAGAGCCUUCCAAAAGGGGUGGGGCCGGAGAGGUGAACGGCCACGCCCACCGGCACUCAGGGCACGCCCCUCCGAUGGAUGUCUUCCACCUUCAUCAUCAUCAUCUGGGUGGGGCCAGCCACACAGGGCGGGGCCUCAACUACCCAGGAAUCUUCCCUUCCAGUGUCUACAGUCACAUGACCAGCAGGGGGCGUGGCCAGAGGCAGGACAACGACAGACUGCCUCAGCUGGUGCUGGAGCAUGGUGUGUGUGUGGGUAACCUGGCGUUGCCAGGGGAGAAGCCAGGACAGCUGUUACCAUGUCCCUACUGCCUCCAUGACAACCAGCAUAGCAACAGCGACAAUGCCGACUCGGAGCCGGGAGACGGAGCUCCUGAACCAAUCAGCAGCCGCGGGUGUGCUGACGGACAGGACUCUGGGCCAGUGGCGGGCCGUGGUGUGUGUGUGUGGGCGGAGCUGCAGGACUCUCUACAGGUUGUGGUCAACAGCAGAUACUUCAACAGAGGCAUCAUGUUCUCCAUCCUCAUCAACACUCUGAGCAUGGGCAUAGAGCACCACCAGCAGCCUGAGGAGCUAACCUUAAUCCUGGAGGUCAGUAACAUGGUGUUCACCAGCGUGUUCUCCCUGGAGAUGCUGCUGAAGCUGCUGGCUCUAGGACCAUGCGGCUACCUCACCAACCCCUACAACACCUUUGACAGUGUGGUGGUCAUCAUCAGUGUGUGUGAGAUCGCUGGCCAGGCAGACGGUGGGCUCUCAGUGCUGCGGACGUUCCGUCUCCUGCGGGUGUUGAAGCUGGUCAGGUUCCUGCCCGCUCUGAGGAGGCAGCUGCUGGUGCUGGUCAGGACCAUGGACAAUGUAGCCACCUUCUGCAUGCUGCUCAUGCUCUUCAUCUUCACCUUCAGCAUCCUGGGGAUGCACCUGUUUGGCUGUAAGUUCGGCCUUCAGCAGGACUCAGGAGACACGCUGCCAGACAGGAAGAACUUCGACUCUCUGCUCUGGGCCAUCGUCACUGUGUUCCAGAUCCUGACUCAGGAGGACUGGAAUGUGGUGUUAUAUAACGGCAUGGCCUCCACCUCUCCCCUGGCUGCUCUCUACUUCGUAGCUCUCAUGACCUUCGGGAACUACGUCCUCUUCAACCUGCUGGUGGCCAUCCUGGUGGAGGGCUUCCAGGCUGAGGGAGAUGCCAGCAGGACUGAAUCAGAUGAAGAUAAACAGUCUCUGAGCUACGAGGAGGAGGAGAAGAUGAGGGAGCUGCAUGAAGCAGAGCUCAAGCUCCAGAUGAUGAUGCUGGCCCCUAAUGGCCUCCUCAACCCCCGCACCUCCAUGCCCCGCCCCCUGACCCCGUCGCCACGGCCUCCGCCACUUAUUAUGCACACUGCUGCCACGCCCACCACCAAUCACAGCCAAUCACGACGUGCCAGCAUCAUCUCUGCAGAGAUGAAUGGUUUAGAGCCAAGAUCUCCGUGGGACAGUCGUCGCUCCAGUUGGUCCAGCCUCCAGAGAAGGAGCCAAUCAGGAGAGAGAGAAUCUCUGCUGUCAGAGGAGGCGUGGUCUGGGUGGUCCAGUUACAGCACGCGAGAGCCAUCUCUCGACCAAUCAGAGUAUCUGCAGGUGCCCAUGCUCCACCCCCCGGACUGCAAUGGGACAGCCCAUCACCUUGCAGAGUGUUACCACGGCGACUUGCCCCAACCAACACGUUACUAUGACGAUCAGGAGGAGGAAGAGGAGGUUGAGGAGAGUGUGUGUACCAAGCUGAAGAUGAAGCUGGAGCCAUACAAGCCUCAGUGGUGCAGAGACCACGAAGACUGCUCCCUCUAUGUGUUCUCUCCUCAGCACAGGUUCCGAGUGUGGUGUCACAGGGUGAUCAGUCACAAGAUGUUUGAUCAUGUCACCCUCCUCUUCAUCUUCCUCAACUGUAUCACAAUCGCUCUGGAGAGACCCCACAUCCAGCCCCACAGCACGGAAAGAGUGUUCCUGAGUGUGUCCAACUGCAUCUUCACUGUGAUCUUCGUAGCAGAGAUGACUGUCAAGGUGGUAGCUCUGGGGUUCUCCCCAGGUGAGGGUGGGUACCUGAGCAGCAGCUGGAAUGUUCUGGAUGGCGUGCUGGUGCUGGUGUCCCUGCUGGACAUCCUGGUUUCCAUAGCAUCCGCCGGGGGCAACCGCAUCCUGGGAAUCCUCAGAGUGCUGCGCCUGCUGCGUACCCUGCGCCCCCUCAGGGUGAUCAGCAGAGCUCCAGGUCUGAAGCUGGUGGUGGAGACUCUCAUCACGUCUCUCAGGCCCAUAGGAAACAUCGUCCUUAUCUGCUGCGCAUUCUUCAUCGUGUUUGGAAUACUGGGGGUGCAGUUGUUUAAAGGGAAGUUCUUCCACUGUGAUGGUGUGGACGUGAGGAACAUCACCAGCAGGACAGACUGUCUGCAUGCAGGGUACCGCUGGGUCAGGCGCAAGUACAACUUUGACAACCUGGGACAGGUACAUACACACACACACUUGGUUUCCCGGUUUUCCCAUUCCAGAAAGAGAGGUAACAAAUUCCUGGAGGAGGUGUUGAAACACUGUAACUAUCUCUUCACUCUGGUGUUUGUCAUCGAGGCCGUGCUAAAACUCAUAGCCUUCGGGCUGCGCCGGUUUUUCAAGGACAGGUGGAACCAGCUGGACCUGGCCAUAGUGCUGCUGUCCAUCAUGGGCAUCACCCUGGAAGAGAUCGAGAUGAGCGCCUCCCUGCCCAUCAACCCCACUAUCAUCAGGAUCAUGAGGGUGCUGAGGAUCGCACGAGUGUUGAAGCUGCUGAAGAUGGCCACAGGCAUGCGCUCUCUGUUGGACACUGUGAUGCAGGCCUUGCCACAGGUGGGGAACCUUGGCCUGUUGUUCAUGUUGCUCUUCUUCAUCUACGCAGCACUGGGAGUAGAGCUCUUUGGAAAACUGGAGUGUUCGGAGCUGAACCCAUGUGAGGGUCUGAGUCGGCAUGCUACGUUUGAGAACAUGGGCAUGGCUUUCCUCACGUUGUUCCGCAUCUCAACCGGAGACAACUGGAACGGAAUCAUGAAGGACACCCUGCGUGAGUGCAGGCCAGAGGAGCGCUCCUGUCUGUCCUACCUGCCCCUGGUGUCUCCUCUGUACUUUGUCACCUUCGUGCUGAUCGCUCAGUUUGUACUGGUGAACGUGGUGGUGGCCGUUCUGAUGAAGCACCUGGAGGAGAGCAACAAGGAGGCGCGGCAGGAGGAGCAGGAGGAGGCGCAGGAGAGGGAGGAGCAGGAGGAGAGGGAGAGGAGGAAGAGGGAGGAGCAGGAGGAGGAGAAGGAGAGAGAGGCCAACCAUUUCCUUAGUAACGCUUCCGUUGAACACGCUGGCCAGGGUGUGGAAAAGGAGGUUUGCCACAGCAACCUCCUGACAGUCCAGCGCCCCUAUCUCUCCCGGAUGCUCUCGUUGCCCAACGACAGUUACAUGCUCCGCCCACUCCGAACGCUAGCACACGCCCCCUUCCCUCCCAUUGGCCAUGAGGUUUACAGGGGGUAUGGCUUUUCAGGCUCCACCUCCUCCAUGGGUUCCAGUGGGGCGGGGUCUUUACUCCAGGUGCCGGGAGCGUUACCUGCCGGAAGCCACGCCUUCUUAAGCUCCUCCAACAGCCACCGACCAACCAUUUGCCUCAGUCCUGCCCACAGCAUAGGCAAACAUGCCCCCUCAAGAGGCAGACACACCUCCCUCAGACUAAGCCCCUCCUCCAGCAUAGAUAGACACAAUUCUUACAUGUUAAGCCCCUCCUCCAGCAUUGACCGGACCUCCCCUUCUAUCCCAGCUCUUUACAGUUGUGUGUCCUAUCAGCUUAGCCCCACCCACAGCAAUGACAGACAUAAGCUAAGCCCCUCCUACAGCGUGGACAGUCGUACUUUCUAUAGGGUAAGCCCUGCCCAUAGCGUGGACAGGUCCUCUCCUCAUAGGCUAAGCCCCGCCCAUAGUGUGGACAAGUCCUCUUCUCAUAGGCUAAGCCCCGCCCAUAGUGUGGACAGGUCCUCUUCUCAUAGGCUAAGCCCCGCCCAUAGUGUGGACAGGUCCUCUCCUCAUAGGCUAAGCCCCGUCCAUAGCGUGGACAGGUCCUCUACUCAUAGGCUAAGCCCCGCCCAUAGCAUGGACAGGUCCUCUACUCAUAGGCUAAGCCCCGUCCAUAGUGUGGACAGGUCCUCUCCUCAUAGGCUAAGCCCCUCCUACAGCGUAGAUAGACACACUCCUCCUGGAGAAGGACAUGCCGUUCACAGACCCAGCUCUUCCCUGAGUGGCAGACAGCUGAAGAGACAGAAAGCUGUGUGUGAGGAUCUGACAUCUGCUGAGGACCUACCAGGGUUAGGGCUACCAGGGUUAGGGCUACCAGGGUUAGGGCUACCAGGGCGCUGCAACGAUGGAGCGCUGCUCACUGUCCCCAAACACACACACUCUAUUUUACACACACUCCGACACACACACUCUCAGCGGGUCAUCUCCCAGAGCCACAGUUGCUGCAGUGAAGGUAGCCAACCACCCCCAUCUGGAACCUCCUCUUCCCUUCCCACUCCCUCCAGCCCCCCCACUCCCUCCAGCCCAACAUACCCCCCAGGAAACCGCCCCAGCCCUCCCACCCCCCCUAGCCCUCCCAUUCCCCCCAGCCCUCCCACUCCCUCCAGCCCAACAUACCCCCCUACCUCACCCCCCAGCCCUCCCACUCCCUCCAGCCCAACACACCCCCCUACCUCAACCCCCAGCCCUCCCACUCCCUCCAGCCCAACACACCCCCCUACCUUACCCCCCAGCCCUCCCACCUGCUCCAGCCCAACAUCCCCCCCUACCUCACCCCCCAGCCCUCCCACUCCCUCCAGCCCAACAUACCCCCCUACCUCACCCCCCAGCCCUCCCACCUGCUCCAGCCCAACACACCCCCCUACCUCACCCCCCAGCCCUCCCACUCCCUCCAGCCCAACACACCCCCCUACCUCAACCCCCAGCCCUCCCACUCCCUCCAGCCCAACACACCCCCCUACCUCACCCCCCAGCCCUCCCACCUGCUCCAGCCCAACAUCCCCCCCUACCUCACCCCCCAGCCCUCCCACUCCCUCCAGCCCAACAUACCCCCCUACCUCACCCCUCGGCCCAAGCCCUGACCAACCAGACUCCAUCCCUCCCAGCACCCCCGCCCCCCCCAGCCCCUGCGCCCCCCUACCGUAUGAAGCAGAUGAAACGGUGUCUAGCAUCAUCUUCACCUCUGCUGACAUCCACCUGACCCCAAGGCCUUCCCCCCACCCUCUUCACACCCAACACUCAUUGGCCGGCUCCCUGGUGUGUCUGCAGCAACGUUCCAUGGAGGAGCAGAAGAUGAGCUGCCUCGGCCAAUUGCUGUCUCCAGUUCCAGACAGGAAGAGAAAGCAGAGCCCGCCCUGCAUCACCGUAGACCCGCCCCCAGAGACCCUCGUUGCCACUGUGACAGGGUUGGCAGACAGUACCAUGCACCUGCGAAGGCGGAACUCAUCCUUUGACCCCUCCUCCUGGAAAGACUCUGUAGACACGCCCCUUUCCCCUCACCACCAACCUGAGACGAGCUCUCUGGACACUGAGUCAAACACCAGCCAAUCAGGAAGCUUUUUACUGCAGAUGGAAGACAGGCCCCCUGAGGAUGAUCUGCUGGGAUUGGCUCCCACUCCCCUGAGGAGGCGGAGCUUGGUGCGCAUGCUAAGCACACGGAAAGGAGAGGAGCCUUAACGCUAGCCCUGCCCACACAAACACUGUUUCCUGUAUGAUAUGCAAUAGACCCCUCCCAACUAUCAUCUCUUUACAACUGUGUGUGUGAAUCACAGCUGAGAUGAUGCUAACCCUAACCACCUUUAACCUUUAAGAUCAUUUAUCUGUCCUAUCAGUGGGUGUUUUUAGGUUUAGUUGAAAUUCAAGGCACACAGACAUGCAAGCAGACAGACAGGUAGAAAGACAGGCAGGCAGCAAAUAUACAGGUUUGGUAUAUAUUCAGGUAGACAGUUGUAUAUGAAUAAUAUUAUAAAUAAUAAACAUCUCCACUUAUCUUCCUAUUCUCCUCUCUUCCUCUUUGCCUCUCCUGUAGUCUCCUCCUCUAUAUUCUUAUCUCCUCCUCUUCUCUCCUCUCUAUUUUCCUCUCUCCUCUCCUCUACUGUUUAGAUGAAGGGCUUCAUGAUAACUGAGUUGAGUACAGAAUGCAUGUGAUAUUUUAAUACAAUAUUUAAAUACGGUGUAUUUACAGAAUAAUGUUACUCAUAUUGUGAUGAUGAUGAGGGUUAUGAUGAUGAAGGUAAUGAAAACGAUGACAGGAAGUAUAGAUGUGUCACUUCCUGUGGCAGGACUGAGAGGAGGACACUAGAUUAAAAGACUUUGUCUCUGAGAAGGUCGCUGUCAAACUGUGUUAAACACACACAUGCACCCACAUAUACUC
This is a messenger RNA of Hypomesus transpacificus, 8188 nucleotides long. It is a transcript of the gene cacna1hb, whose product is annotated as calcium channel, voltage-dependent, T type, alpha 1H subunit b. The transcript is spliced from 32 exons. Gene Ontology annotation, biological process: positive regulation of calcium ion-dependent exocytosis; calcium ion import; membrane depolarization during action potential. Gene Ontology annotation, molecular function: voltage-gated sodium channel activity; low voltage-gated calcium channel activity. Lineage: Eukaryota; Metazoa; Chordata; Actinopteri; Osmeriformes; Osmeridae. The record is from RefSeq and is a predicted model, not a curated record. Bases 379 to 7491 code for a protein of 2370 amino acids. Gene Ontology annotation, cellular component: neuron projection; voltage-gated sodium channel complex; plasma membrane.